This is a messenger RNA of Apus apus (common swift), 5402 nucleotides long. Its product is annotated as protocadherin gamma-A4-like. The record is from RefSeq and is a predicted model, not a curated record. Gene Ontology annotation, biological process: homophilic cell-cell adhesion. The coding region runs from base 268 to 3075 and encodes 935 amino acids. Gene Ontology annotation, molecular function: calcium ion binding. Gene Ontology annotation, cellular component: plasma membrane. NCBI's taxonomy places the organism in Eukaryota, Metazoa, Chordata, Aves, Apodiformes, Apodidae. The transcript is spliced from 4 exons.
GUGCAGUUAUUGGCCGGAACUCUGUGUGCCGCUGUCGGCCAAUGAUGGAGCGGGGGGGAUCUGGCGGCCCGGCCCCGCUCGGAGCCGGGAUGAGGCGCAGACGGUCUCAGAGAGAGCCGGGGAGUGAGUCACGGCGGAGCCCGCAAAGCGAUGCCCCUUUCCCCGCCGGUCGCCGCUUCCCGGCUUGGGCAGCGGCAUGACGGGGCGAGCUGAGGAUUUUUAGCUGGGGCCGGGGGGGGGAAGCGGGGAGCGCGGCUGUCCUGUGCGAUGAACGGCGUUGCUGUAAGGAGCCGCGGGGUGACGACGGGGCAGGUACUGAGCCUCUUGCUUUUGUUCGGCGUUUCCGACUGGGUUUCCGCCGCCAUUCGCUAUGCGAUUCCCGAGGAGGCGCAGAGAGGCUCGGCGGUGGGGAACGUGGUAGCCGACCUGGCUCUGGACCUCGGGCGGCUGCCGGAGCGCCGGUUGCGGGUGGUGUCCGGCGGCAACAAGAAGUACUUCGGGGUGGAUCUGACGAGCGGCGCUCUGCUAGUGAGCGAGCGGAUAGACCGGGAGGAGCUCUGCGGAGCGCUCUCCCCCUGCUCCCUCAGCUUUGAGAUAGUGGUGGAAAACCCGUUGGAGCUGUACAGCGGCACUGUGGAGAUCCAGGACAUCAAUGACAACGACCCGGUUUUUCCCAACAGCCAGGCGAAGUUGGAAAUCAGCGAGUCGGUGGCGGCCGGAGCGCGCUUCCCGCUAGAGAGCGCGCAAGACCCCGAUGUGGGGAUUAACUCUUUGCAGACCUACCAGCUCAGCGCCAACCCGCACUUUGCCCUCGACGUGCAGACCAGGGUGGAUGGCAGCAAGUACGCGGAGCUAGUGCUAGAGAAGGAGCUGGACAGGGAGGAGCAACAGGAGCUGCGCUUGGUCUUGACCGCGCUGGAUGGAGGCAGCCCGCCUCGGUCAGCCCAUGUGCAGAUCCACAUUGACAUCGUGGACGCCAAUGAUAACACCCCGGUCUUCAACCAGUCAAGCUACAAGGCAAGUGUGAGGGAGAACACGCCCAGUGGUACCCUGGUCGCCAGGAUCAGUGCAUAUGAUCUGGAUGAUGGGCCCAACGGAGACAUCGUCUAUUCCUUCAGCAGCCACACGCCUGCCAAGGUACGAGAACUCUUUGCUCUCAACUCAGCCACAGGGGAGUUGAGGGUCAAAGGGCAGCUGGACUACGAGGAAACGAAGCUGUACGAGAUUUACUUACAGGCUAAAGACAAGGGUGUCGUUCCUGGUGUGGCCCAUUGCAAAGUGCUGGUGGAAGUUGUGGAUGUGAAUGACAACGCUCCAGAGGUGACAGUGACUUCGGUGUACAGCCCCGUGCCUGAAGAUGCAGCCCCUGGGACAGUUGUAGCUCUGCUGAGUGUAACAGACUUGGACUCCCAUGACAACGGUCUGGUGAACUGCUUCAUUUCUCCUGGGAUCCCGUUCAUGCUCAGCUCCUCUCUCAAAAACUACUACACGUUGAAAACAAAAGGAGCCCUGGACCGGGAAAAGGAGUCGGAAUAUAACAUCACUAUCACAGCCAAGGACUCGGGGUCACCAUCUUUGUCUGCAGUAAAACAUAUCCUGGUGCAGGUGUCAGAUGUCAAUGACAAUGCACCCAAGUAUUCCCAGGAGUCCUACGAUGUGUAUGUGCUGGAGAACAAUGUGCCUGGCAUUCCCAUCCUUAAUGUGAGCGCCACAGACCCGGACCUUGGGCGCAAUGCCCAUCUCUCCUAUACUCUCUUUCAGAGUGACCCCACUGUAGGCCACCUCUUCUCCAUCAACCAGGAGAAUGGCACCCUCUACCUGCUCACUUCCCUGGACCAUGAGGACCAGGUGGAGUUCAGCAUGAUGGUGCAGGUCCAGGAUGGUGGCUCUCCACCUCUGGCCACUAAUGUUUCAGUCAGUGUGUUUGUCACUGACCUCAAUGACAAUGCUCCAACUGUGCUGUACCCUCUUCCCAACACCACUGCCACUUAUACUGAUGUGGUGGCACCAGGCACUCCUGCCGGGCACAUGGUCACCAAGGUGGUGGCAGUGGAUGCAGAUGCAGGGUACAAUGCCUGGAUCUCCUAUACCCUCUUGCAGGCCACUGACACCAGCCUCUUCUCAGUUGGGCUACACAGUGGGGAGAUCUUCACAGCCCGCCAGCUCCGGGAGGAUGAUGCUCCCCAGCACACACUAGUCAUCUUGCUGAAAGACCAUGGGGAGCCUGUGCUGUCCAGCAGUGCCACUGUCUCCAUCUCUGUGGCUGAGAUGAUCAAGGAGGUGCUCACUGAUCUCACUGACAUGACACCUGCCAACGAUCCCAGAAGGCAUGUGACUUUCUAUCUCAUCCUGGCUGUGAUUUUGGUGUCAGCAGCUUUCUUCAUCUCCAUGUUAUCAGUGGGCAUCUUCAAGUGCUACAAGUGGAGACAAUCAAAGGAGAUGUACAACACCUCCAGGAGCACUUUGUACAGGACACCAGGGCCCUUCCACCACAUUGACGCCGUGCGGGGUGGCUACACACCACCCAACUUCUACCACCAGGUCUAUCUUACCACGGACUCUCGCCAGAGUGAUCUCCUGUCUAAAAAGCCCUUCACCUCCAGCCCCCUAGGGAGCCGCCAGAGCACCAUGAGGAAUGGUGAGCCAGGGCUGUACCACCAGAUCGUGGGCACUGCCAGCCGGCUUCCCACGCCUGCUGAGCAAGCUCAGCCCAACACAGACUGGCGCUUCUCUCAGACCCAGAGACCUGGAACCAGUGGCUCCCAGAAUGGAGAGGAAGGUGGAGCCUGGCCCAACAACCAGUUUGACACGGAGAUGCUCCAAGCCAUGAUCCUGGCCUCAGCAAAUGAAGCUGCUGAUGCCAACUCGACCCUGGGCGGCGGGACGGGCACCAUGGGGCUGAGCGCCCGCUACGGCCCCCAGUUCACCCUGCAGCACGUCCCCGAUUACCGGCAGAACGUUUACAUCCCGGGCAGCACCGCCACCCUCACCAACGCCGCCGGCAAACGCGACGCCAAGGCCACCAACCCCUCCGGGGGCAACAAGAAGAAAUCCGGGAAGAAGGAGAAGAAGUAGAGAAGGAGACCUUAGAACUACAGGGCAGCCGGCUCCAGCACUCCCCACCCCCCUCCCCCAAAACCACAGCCCAGGCCGGAGGACGAAUGUCAAUUGAUUGUUUGUUGGGUUGUUUUGAAUUAUUAGUGUUAAUUUCGGUGACGCAAAAAGUAGGAAACCUGCGAAUGUAUCUUGUCAUCAUCAGAGCUAGGAGCAGGGGUCCUGCUGCUGUUAGAUCUCGUGAUGCAAACCAACCUGGGAGCUGAACUGAAAGCAAACAAGUGCCCUGUGAAUACUUGCUCAUGUUUUAUACGAUCCCUCGGGUAUUAGAAUAUGCAAGGGCAGAAGGUUUUCUGCCACCUCUUUGGAUCUGAUUUGCUUCCAGAUGGUCUGAGGAAGGCACAAGGCUUGUGCUCAGUUUUGCCCAGUGUAAAUAGUUUUAAUGUGGAUCUUUUAAUUUAUAGACCUUCAAUCAUUCUUUUGAUUUCUUUUUGGAAAGGGAAAGGCAGUUCCUAGCUUAGAGCCCAGAUCUUUGCUCUGAAACUUCCCGUUGGUAAAACCCACUUCCCCAGUUGAUUAUAGUGAUGGUUUUGUUGCUGAGAAGUUGGUAGGGAGUGCUUCAGUUCCUGCUUACCUGUUCCCCAGAAAAAAUAUAGUGUUUGUUUUGCAUGAGUCAAAGGGAAUAUGGCAAAGCUGCACCCUAAACAUUGUUUUUUUUGUCUUCUUUAAAGUACAACCACUGAUGGCCUGAAAUAAGAGAGAGAAAAGAAAAACAACCCUUGUGAUGUUUGAGGGGUAAGGAAUGCAAUGAGAAGCCUGCCGAGGUGCACGGCGGCUGCCCGGGGGGUUCUAGGGGUCUCCGAAGAGCAGACACAUCUCAUCCCUCCCUUGCAGUAAAUAUUUAUAUGUACAGUCCUUGUUCUUCUGGAAUUCAAGCUAAGAGAGUCUCGUUCCCCUGCGGCCAGGUGGCCAUCUGGCCCAGUCCCCCUACGAGGGGCAGAGGGGACAGUGUGUCCCUGCCCUGCACACCGUGUCUGCAUGUUCAGCCUUCACCCCCACCCCUGCACUCGCACAGUUGAGCCCCACGAGCAGCCCCCACAUGCCCACGCAGUGUGGGGUGAGUGCAGCCCAGCUGGGGCUGCCCAGGGUUGGGGGGGUGGGGUGGGGGGGGAAAAGUAGGGUGGGAUGGGUCACGACGGGAUUGGGAGACUCGUGGCUUCUUAGUUGGGGUCUGGACCCCAGGAAAUGGGGGUUGUUCGGGGGUCUCAGCCAACGGGCUGAGAUCCAUGGAGCUGCCAGCACGUGGAUUUGGUGCAGAGUUGGUGACUGAGGAAGUGACAGUUGGUUUGGUGGCACUUGGGGACCGAGCCUGCAGGAGGGACCCGAGAGCUGGAAAUGAGUACAGGGUGAAGCUGCAAAGCCAGUGGGAUGGGGUGACAAGGGGGGGGACAUUGUGUGGGACCACACCGGGCCAGCCCGGAGGAGGUGAUUGCUCCUUCCCACUGGCUUUGGGCUUUCUUCUGCACAGAGGGAAUCGAAGGAUGAGGAAUGGAGUUUCUCCAGGUGCCCAUCACCCUUGCACCAGAUCAGCUUCAUCAAAAGCAGUUCCAUGUCCUCCCCAGGGAGGUGUGUGUGUGGGGGGGGAGCAGGUCGUGUAGCCAGGGGGGAGUAGUGGGGAGCUGCAGGGUGGCCAGGAAGGGACCACGCCAGCUUUCCCAGGGGUUGUGUGUUGUUUUAUUCCCCUUUUUAAUCACUAACACGUAACUCACCCAAGAUCCAGCCCUCUGGGCCAUGGCAGCAGCCCCCCCCCCCACGACCCCCCCAACUCCCCAAACCCAGGGCAGCAGGAGCAGCCACCUUGUUUUCAUCCUGGAUCCAGUCACCUUCUGCACUGGCUGCGCUGGGAGGGUUCCCACCCUGUCCCCUGUCCCCUGCAGCUGCCACCUGCCCCCCUCCCACCCCUCUAGAAAUGCCGUAGCUGAAUCGUAGUCUUUAUAUUUCUUUUUAACCUGCAAUCUGAGGUAGCCUAGUUGAGUGUCGUGCAUUUAGUGGCGUGUUAUUUUUAAUCUUUGGUAACUAACUCGUGGACACCAGUAUUUUCCAUUUCCUCUCUAUCUUCUUUUCCAUGUGGUCUGUGCUCCGAGUGUACGUGAAAUGAAACCACGUUUGCCCUUUCAAUGUGUCUAAUAUUGAAUUAUACUUAUAUAUUAUAUAUAUGCUUAUAUCCUUCUUAUACCCAUAUAGACCAACGUCGAUGUGUUACACGCAAGUUUUAUACUCUAAUAUUUAUAUUGCUUUUUUUUCUUUGGGAAAAAAAAAAAAUAAUAAAACGGUUUCUUCUGAAGAAA